This is a messenger RNA of Fonsecaea nubica, 480 nucleotides long. RefSeq lists its product as hypothetical. Bases 1 to 480 code for a protein of 159 amino acids. The transcript has a single exon. Lineage: Eukaryota; Fungi; Ascomycota; Eurotiomycetes; Chaetothyriales; Herpotrichiellaceae. The record is from RefSeq and is a predicted model, not a curated record.
AUGGGAAACAACUCGGCAAAACCCAAGCGGAAAAUGAAGACCUCAUUCAUGUAUCCGGCUCUCCACGACAAAGUUGUCAAGGCAGUGUCCCACAACGUCCCCUCCACCUGGUUUUGUGAAACCAACAGCGACAGGGACGCCAACAACGAGUGGGCGACCCAUAUCAAAGGCAGGUUCAGGGGGAGGAAGAACGCUUGCUGUAAAGAUGGCUGGACCAGUCAGAAGGUGGCAAUCCUGAUAAGAGGUUACAUGGACAACGGGUACAAUGCCGAAGUAUUCAAUCAGCGUUGCAGGACGUGCAACCAGCUGGGAAUCUUGAUCCUGGACAAGAAGUCAUACGUCGAACGAGUCGCGUACAGAAUCCAGGUGUGGGCAGGUAUCGAGAUGGAGCGGCCACCCUACGUCUCCAAGCCAGGCAAGCCACAUGAGACCGAAUAUUGCGAAGGCUGUAAGAGAGGCGUUUGUCGACGGAACGAUUGA